This is a messenger RNA of Ficedula albicollis (Collared flycatcher), 6321 nucleotides long. It is a transcript of the gene SERAC1, whose product is annotated as serine active site containing 1. The transcript is spliced from 17 exons. The coding region runs from base 127 to 2100 and encodes 657 amino acids. The record is from RefSeq and is a predicted model, not a curated record. NCBI's taxonomy places the organism in Eukaryota, Metazoa, Chordata, Aves, Passeriformes, Muscicapidae.
GUCAGUGGCUGCUUACUGUGUAUUUUGCUACAGAAAAAUAGGAACCUCUGGUCCAGCCACAAAAAAACACCUACCCUGGAAUGAUCUCAUUAUUUCUACAACAUGUAGCUGCUGCCUCUUGUCUGCAUGCAAAAUUCUUAUGGCCUCACAAAGAUGGAAGCUGGUAGCAGUGGUUGUGGGGCAAAUCUCCCAGUUCAUGCUGAGGAAAAGAAAUUAUUCAUGAUAGGAAAAAUUGCAAAGGUAACUGGAUCGCUUAUACUAGGAGGUUUUGUAUUCAUUACAUAUGAAGUCCUGUCCUUAAAUAAGUUACUGCAAAUCGAUACUCAAGCACUACAUCAAGAAAAACUUAAAUCCUAUGUGUACGUACGUACAGCUUCUCUAAGUCCAAGUGAAUAUCAAGGGAUUACAUACAAAGCCAGAAAAGAAAUCCAUAAAGCAGUGAGGAGAAUUCUAGAAACAGAAGCUAAAAUCUUCUGGAGACCUUUUAAUGAACAAUUCAGUACCUUUGAUGGAGAAGACCAUGAAUGUGCCUUAUGGCUUCUCUUAAAGAGAAGUCAGUCAGAAGACAAAGCAACCCGACUGCAGGCUGUACAAGACCUGGCAAGCAACAGUCAUUGGCAUGAUUAUCAGUAUGGCACAGUUGCUCAAACCUGUGAUCAAAGGACUGCUAUAGGUUUGGCUCGAUCCAAAGAUGUUGACCUUCGCUUUUUCCUGCCUCCACCACCAUUGCCAAAAAUAAAGACUGAUUAUCCCAUAGAAGAUGAACUUCGCUUGUUGUUGGUAUCUUUACCUCAGACUGGUCUUGAUCCAUGUGUCCAGUACUUCACAUCUCUUGCAUUACAUGAAAGUAGCCAGACUCUUGCUGCACAAAGGGGAGGCUUAUGGUGUUUUGGAGGAAAUGGACUUCCAUAUUGUGACACAUUGAGUAAAAUCCCUUCAGAGACAGUGGAGCUCUUUUGCCUGCAGGCUUUAGUGCAGCAUUCUAAGAUUUCUUCUCACUGUGAUAAAAUUGAAGCUAAAGGAGGCCUCCAGCUACUGCAGAGGAUAUACCAGCUACGUAAAGAUUCUGCAAAGAUACAGAGGAACAUAAUCCGCAUUAUUGGGAAUAUGGCUUUGGAUGAACGUCUUCACUCAUCCAUAGUACGUGCAGGUUGGGUUUCUGUCCUUGCUGAAGUAAUGAAAUCCCCACACGUCAUUCAAUCUUCUCAUGCAUCCAGAGCUUUGGCUAACCUAGACAGGGACACGGUGAAAGAAAAAUAUCCAGAUGGUGUUUAUGUCUUGCAUCCACAAUAUCGUAGCAGCCAGCCUAUCAGAGCAGACAUCCUUUUCGUUCAUGGUCUUCUGGGAGCUGCGUUUAAAACCUGGCGACAGCAAGACAUUGACCGGCGUGUGGAUAAAAAGGCCUCAGAAGGGGAAGAGGGCUAUAGUCAGUGCUGGCCAAAGACAUGGCUUUCUUCAGACUGUCCUUCCCUUAGAAUCAUAUCUGUGGAGUAUGACACCCAUUUGAGUGACUGGAAAGCAAAAUGUCCUGUUGAGGCUCACAGGAAGUCUAUUGCUUUCAGGAGCAGUGAGCUGCUUGACAAGCUCAAAGCUGCUGGGAUUGGAGACAGACCUCUGGUGUGGGUAUCCCAUAGCAUGGGUGGUCUUUUAGUGAAAAAGAUGCUGGUGGAUGCUUCCAAGAAUCCAGAAAUGGAUAAAAUUGUAAACAACACCAGAGGAAUCAUAUUUUAUAGCGUACCUCACCAUGGUUCCCAGCUGGCUGAAUAUUCUAUAAAUGCCAGAUAUCUCCUCUUCCCAUCUGUGGAGGUUAAAGAGCUCAGCACGGAUUCUCCUGCCCUUAAAGAGCUGAAUGAUGACUUUUUGUCUUUUGCCAAAGACAAGAAAUUUUCAGUGCUGAGUUUCGCAGAAACCUUACCAACACAUAUAGGCAGCAUGAUCAAACUGCACGUUGUACCUGUGGAGUCAGCAGACAUAGGAAUUGGAGACCUUAUUCCAGUGGAUGUUAAUCAUCUAAAUAUUUGCAAGCCAAAGAAGAAGGAUGCUUUCCUGUAUCAACGUACACUGAAGUUCAUUCAGGAUGUCUUAGCCCAAGAACUGUGAGAGUGAUGUUUUGCCAUCCUUUCCUGCUUGUGUCCUGUGUUUGGUGUAACACAGAAACUUCUAACAUAUUAGGGGAUCUGGAGAAUUACAAGGGUGCUGUGUCAAAAGUAUCUGCUGCUGAGUAACUUCCUGUGCAUCUUGAACUUUAGACACCUCUCCAAUUUGUUUCUCAAAAUACAUUCAAAACAAGUACAAACUUGGCAAAACCUGAGUGCGUGCCCAGGGUAUCUUCUUUUAGCAAAAAAAACAAAACCAAGCUUGCUUUGAAAGCAGAUAAAUAUACACCUGGGAUAAAGUCUUACAGAGAGGAUUAAAAACAAUUAAAUGAGGUGGUUAUUUGUUGUGUCAAAGGGGAGAAGCAGCACAUGGCUGCUGCAGAGAUUUGGUUUACUGUCCAUGUUAGGAUAGCCUGACUGGAGCCCGAAAAAAUAGUAUUCAAGUGAAUGAAGGUGGCAUUUUGGUCUAGUGGCCCGAUUUUAGCAGGGUUUGUCAUUUGCCUUUUCAUUUAAUAGAUCACCCAGAUUGGUCAGCAGAUACAGCAUCUAUUUUUCUGCAUGAGAAGGAGACAGGUUGGUAGCUUGCCUUGCUUAAAAAAUUGUCGUCUGUUUGUAUAAAUGAAAACAAACAAAAAAAUCCUCUUCUUGUACUUUCCCUCCUAAUCUUAGCAACUUGUGAUAUUACUUUCCUUAGGACAGUGUGUGUCUGGUCAGACAGGGCAGUUCUGUGCUUGUUCACAUUGAAGAUGUGUUUGAUGGGCUCAGCUUUUCUGCUUUGCUCUUGGGACAAACCAAGAAUUUGCUACAUUCAAAUCCCUGGCUCAUGUUACUCAUACAGAAACUUUUCUGUAGGUGAUUUAAAGAAGAGCAUUGAAAAUGCUCAGGUGGAGCACAACAAAUGUAGGCCGUGACAAGAAAGCUAAUGCUUAGAGUUUGGAGAUGAGGUAGAAAAAAAUAAAGCAGGAAAAAUAUCAGGUGAUUGUAAGGCCUCACUGGAAUUACCACAAAUGUUUUGGUUUCUUGGGGCCCAAAUAUAUAUGUUAGUGUAGAUACAGAGAAUUACAGCAGUGUCUUAUUUGAGUUUGUUUAGGAUACCCUAACAGUACUGAUGAGAAAUCAGUAGUUUUAGACAGAGAAAAAAAUGGCAAUGCACAGUCACUUUUUUGAAGUCUUAGAUAGUUUGCACUGUGGUUAAAAGCAGCCUUAUGUUACUGUGGUCUCAUUACUUCCUUUCUUUGCACCUGCAUCCCUCUCUGAAAAUAAAAUGGGCUGUACAACAGCUACAUUGCCUUUGCUGACCAUUUGUUCAAUAAGGUCUGUAUUGAUGACAGGCUUGAGGUGUCUCCUCACGUCACUCCUGUGAGAUGGAUCCAAUAUUACUGCCCUUCAAAUGAUGGCUGUGAAAGCUGCCAAGGAGGUGGAUGCACCCUGCAGUUCUGCAUGGGCUUGGUGCUGUGGGCACUGCAGUCCUGCCAGGUCCUGAGAGCAGCCCAGGAGGACACUGCAGCUCAAAAUACACUUCUGGAAAUUGAGGGAGUUGCAAAGUAAAAUUCACAAGAGCAGUACAGAGACUGUACAGCACUACACUGGCAAAAAGAGCAUUUCCCCCCCCAAUGGAGAUGUAGGUAAAAACACUGCAUGGCAGUAUUUUAUAUAGAAAAUGUAACAGAAAUGUCCUAAUUUCUAAAGAGCUUUAUAUUUUUUACACUGUGGUUUAGACUUCAGAGUGUAAAUAUAUUAGUACACUUUGUAUUCACAGAGUAGAUUAUGUGGGAGUAUGUGGAACUCAUGGUGAGUAGACAAGACUUCUAAUAACAAUGUUUGUUUCAUGUGACAAAUCUAUUGGUUUUAAUAGAAUCCUUUGGCUUACACAGAUUCAGAUCAGUGACAUUAAACAUUAAUCUUAGCAAAUGCAUCUAUGUUUUGUAACUGGAAUUCUUAAGGCAACGUUCUCCUUUUUGUAACUGUAUUUAUAUAUGUGUAACUUCAAAAACUAAUAUUUGGUGGGGUGUUGUUGGGUUGGGGGUUUGGGUUUUAUUUUUUUUUAAUAUAGUAAUAGUAAUAAAAUGUGAUUUAUAAGUGUCUUGGAUAUGUCACAAAGUGUAUUAAAGAUUAAUGAUCUGCCAGCUGAGUACUGUGGACCACGCUCAUUUUUGUUAAAGGUCUGCAUAUUUUUUAGUCAUUGUUUUGUGCUGGGAGAAUGUAACAUCACCCUUCACUUGGGUAAGAGGCACGGUGCUGGGGGUGGCUGAUCAGGCGUGUUUUGCUAAACUGAGCAGUUUGUCAGUUGUGCUUUUGAAUUUUGCAGUAGUGUCUUCUAAAGCAUGUACAGACCUUAGUUUGAGGGCCAGCAGGUCCAUGGCAUAGCAUUUGCAUCUGCUUCUCAUCAGGAAUUGGAUGCUUUUAUGCUUCCUGGUGUCUUUCUGUAAAUUCUCAGGUCUCAAACUACUUUAGUCUCAUCCAGUAGCUCAGCUGCAGGUGUGGUGAGCAGGUUGUGUGUGAGUUGUGUGAGGAGAUGAUGUUUCAUCUCAUCUGCACUAUGGCAUCCAAGAGUAAAAUAGACAGGAAGGGAGGGCUAAAAGGGGUUGGUCUGUCUUGCCCUUGUUGUCCAGCAGUCUGGUGUAACUGUGUUGGUUUCUAGCAGCAUCAGCCACCAAGUAUUCAAUUGCUGUGACUUGUGCUUCCUGGUUACACCUGGAGCAGCUGGCUUGAAAUGAGAAAUUUUCUGUCUGGUGAAAAUGGCAAUUCUGGAUAAAAAGGGAAAAGCAAAGGUUUUUGUCAGAGUGAAAAUUCUGACCAAUGUUUUGGUUUGCUUUCUUUUUGUUUUUUAGGGGGGUUACCACUGAAACAAAGCUAAAUCAGGCAUUCCUUUUCCAAGGAGAACCACUUACCCAAAUGCAGCAGAGCAAUCAGGGUGCCUACUGCAACUUGAAAGCAAUACUGCAGGCCCUGGGCAAGCUCAUGUGGUGUCUUGCCAAAGCCUCUCACAUUAAAGAGGCAGACACUUGUAGACUUCUGUCUGGUAAAUCAUUCAUACCUGGCUCCACACCUGCCAUCACACCUCCAUCAACAAUUUUUGCCAAGUGCUGGGUUUAUGACCGGAAAAAUGUCACGGGACAACCAUGGGAUAACCACUCCCUACAACCCAUUAUGUGUCCCUGAAGACUGACAUCUGUCCCUGAGGACACUGAUUUCCAUUGAUUAUGUCCCAGUGAGGGUGGGCAUCAGAGCCCACCCAGAGGUGUGCUGUGGGUUCCCUGGUUGUGGACAUCAGGUAAUAUAAGGAUUUAGGUUACUUGGCCUCUUUUCACAUGGUGAGGCCUGGCUUAAUCCCAAAUGAGAAGGAAUGAAUCACUGCCUCCUGAAGUCUGAGUUUUCCAUAGUGAUUUCCCAAACAUGGAGCAAGUCUGGCUCUGCUUUGCUUCCUCUGACCAUUGAAACUAAAACCAGGUCACAAGCUUGUCACAAGCUCCUGCCUCUGAGAAAACACUUGGCUGGGAUGUUGGCACCGGUGUGGAAAGUAAUUUAUUGAGAUAGGAAAUUCCUCAUUCUGUGCUGUAACCUUUUCAGCUGGACUGUCUGUCCCCUUCCCUUGAUUUGCUGCAACUGAGCAGUAUCUGCUGUCACUGAUAGCAUAAAGCAGCGAACUGCUGGGAUUCAUCCUUCAGUGGGCAGCUUGCCACAGACACGGACAUAAGAUAGAAUGCUAAAGGCCACAUCCGUCUCUUAUUCAAGGAGAGUAAUAAAGCAGAUUUUAUUUGACUUAUAUAAAUCCAGUUUAAUUGGCUUUCCUGCUAACACUUUCAUUAACAUGUAAAUUAGCUGUCCUAGAGCUGUUAAUUAUCUUUGCAGAAAAUGUUGGAUGUGGUCAUAUACCGUACUCUUUCUUUUUUACUGCUAAUGUUUUAUACUGAGAUGUGCCCAUAAAUAUUCACUGUAUUUUUUUUUAAAGGAGGAAUAAGAGGCAAAGGCUUUGUGUCAUCUUGUAGGGAAACUAGUAUCUUAUAUUAUUCACCAGCCUGCAACCACGUUAAACUGACACUCACAGGAGAAGCUUAAUACUGGGCUUUAUGGGCUUGGCCUUUGAAGGUUCUGGGGAUUUUUUUUGAAGUGUAUGGCAAAUGAGAGAGCAGAGGAGGAUGACAGGUCCUCUCUUACGUCUUGUGUUCAAAAAGAAACAGGUAGACAUUCUGAGGAAGAUAAUGGCUGAAUCCCCAGUCUCAGG